GUGAAGGAGGCUCACUUCAAGGCGCACCCCGACUGGAAGUGGUGCAACAAGGACCGCAAGAAGUCGAGCUCCGAGGGGGGGGCGCGGGGGGCCCCCAAAGAGCCCCGCGAACGCAGCGCCUCCGAGAGCGGCCCCGCAGCGCCCCCGACAGGCUCCUCGGACCCCCCCGAGGCCGCGGCGGGGGCGGGGCCGGCGCCGGGUGGGGGAGGGGCGCAGCGGCCUCGCGCCUUCUCGCACAGCGGAGUCCAGGGGCUGGGGGGGGCCGAGCCCCACGGGCGCCCCCUGCGGGAGCUGGGGCAGCUGGUGUCGGGGCCUCCCCCUCCCCCCGCCCCCCGCCCUGCCCCCGCCUCCCUCCCGCCGCCCCCUCCCCCCUCGUCGCGCCCCCCCCCCCGCCCCCCCCGCGCCGCCAGCGAGGAGAUGACGAGCGACGAGGAGCGAAUGGUGAUCUGCGAGGAGGAGGGCGACGAUGACGUCAUCGCGGAUGAUGGGUUCCCCCCCCCCCCCCACCGACAUCGAUCUCAAGUGCAAGGAGCGCGUCAGCGACAGCGACAGCGACUCCUCGGGGGAUGAGGGCAAGGUGGGAGCUGUGGGGCGGGGAGGUGUGGGGCAGGGAGUUAUG
This is a messenger RNA of Pezoporus occidentalis (night parrot), 619 nucleotides long. Its product is annotated as protein capicua homolog. The transcript has 4 exons. Gene Ontology annotation, biological process: regulation of transcription by RNA polymerase II. The annotation marks the transcript as partial. Gene Ontology annotation, cellular component: nucleus. Gene Ontology annotation, molecular function: DNA-binding transcription factor activity, RNA polymerase II-specific; RNA polymerase II transcription regulatory region sequence-specific DNA binding. The record is from RefSeq and is a predicted model, not a curated record. Lineage: Eukaryota; Metazoa; Chordata; Aves; Psittaciformes; Psittacidae.